Messenger RNA from Megalops cyprinoides (Indo-Pacific tarpon), 909 nucleotides. RefSeq lists its product as uncharacterized. The transcript has 4 exons. Bases 1 to 909 code for a protein of 302 amino acids. The record is from RefSeq and is a predicted model, not a curated record. Lineage: Eukaryota; Metazoa; Chordata; Actinopteri; Elopiformes; Megalopidae. Gene Ontology annotation, biological process: response to bacterium.
AUGAAGAUCAUGCCCUUCACCCUCCUGGCCAGAAUCAUCAUCAUCAUCAUCAUAACCAUUAUCAUUAUCAUUGUAAUAUCCAGCAACACCACGCUUGCAAAGUUCAUAGCUCAGCCGAAUCAGGUGGUGGCAGCUCAGCUUGGAGACACCGUCACUCUCCCCUGCUUCUGUCCCGAAGAGGACGUGUCCUCGGUCGCCUGGUUCAAGCAAGCUGUCAGACAGAAGCCUGAGCUCAUUGCAACAUCACAGAAUUAUGUUCCAGAAGCCAUAUUCUUCAAUGAAUUUAAAGACAGCAAACGGCACAGAGCACAGAAAAAACACGGGUUCUUUAACCUGACGGUCUCACAAACACAGCCAUCAGAUUCUGCAAGGUACUACUGCUCAGCGACGUUCAUGAAUGAGAUCGAGUUUGGAGAAGGAAUCCUUUUAAUACUGCUGGGUUCAGAGCUGAAGAGCAGGACAAUAAUACAGCAGCCUGUGUCUGAGCCAGUGCAGCCAGGAGACUCUGUGACUCUGCAGUGUACAAUAGACACUGAGACCUGUGCAGGAGAACACAGUGUGUACUGGUUCAGACAGGGCUCAGGAGAGUCCUCUCCAGGAAUCAUUUACACCCAUGGAAACAGGAAUGAUCAGUGUGAGAGGAGCUCUGGGGCUGGGUCUCCUACACAGAGCUGUGUCUACAAGCUCCCCAAGAGGAACCUCAGCCUCUCUGAUGCUGGAACUUACUACUGUGCUGUGGCCACCUGUGGGGAAAUCCUGUUUGGGAACGGGACCAGGCUGGAGAUAGAAGGGAAUGACUGUAAUGCACAGCUGACCGUUCUGGUCGGGCUCUCCAUCCUAAGGACUGGAGUUCUCAUCUGCUUCAUGCUGCUACUCAUCCUCCUCUACCAUCUCAGCAAUACUGGCUGA